Molecule: messenger RNA, 1108 nt
Organism: Neohortaea acidophila
Lineage: Eukaryota; Fungi; Ascomycota; Dothideomycetes; Mycosphaerellales; Teratosphaeriaceae
Product: Alpha/Beta hydrolase protein
Exons: 4
Coding region: 104-1108 (334 amino acids)
Molecular function (GO): hydrolase activity
Source: RefSeq, a predicted model, not a curated record
ACGUUAUGUAUCUCUCUCCUAGUCGUUUCCGAGCAUUCGAAUAAAGCCUGGACAGUCGAUCAGUUCGCCCGUAUCUAUCUGUCAUUUCACUCGUCGAGCAGAAAUGGUUUCAUCACCAUGGACGGAGGAAUGGCAAGAAUUCGCAAAGACAAUGGGCGCCCCGCCAGUCUUACCAGAAGACCUUGAAUUGCAGCAGGCCGCCGCUAACCAGAUCUUCACCACAUUGGCGGGGCUUCAGCCGCCUCUGCCGGAGACUAUCAUCAGUAGAAGGACUGACAGCGACGCAGAGGAUAUGCAGAUACCAAACGGUCCAAAAGUCCGCGUCUAUCGGCCUGGUACCACGAAUGAAGAACCAUUGCCGAUGAUCAUCUUCUGCCACGGCGGCGGUUGGGUGGCAGGCAACCUGGACACCGAAGAUCGCGGGUGUCGUAUCAUAGCCAGUAUGACGGAGUCAUGGGUUGUUGCGGUCGAUUAUCGAUGCGGAAUGCAAGUGUCACUUGAGGAGGAAGUCGACGAUUGCUAUCGCGCGUUCGAAUGGGCGAGAGGACGUGCCCGUGCACAUGGCGCCGAUCCCGACAAGAUGGUCGUCUGGGGCGGGUCUGCGGGAGGCUCUCUCGCGCAAGCAGUCGUCUAUCGCCUGGUCCAAGAAGGCAAGGGAUCCCAAGUAGCAGGGCUAGCACUUAUGUGCCCGGUCGUGCUGCAUCCCGACGCGACGCCCGAGAAGUACAAGCACCUCAACUCUUCCUAUACCGAGAACGCGGGCCCGCUGCCCUUCAUUUCCGCCGCAGAUGCCUAUUCCAUCUACGAGCGACGAGAUCUUGCCCCGCCGAACACACACAUCAAUCUCUUCCCCGUCGCAGGCGGGCCAGAUGCUGUUCGCGGCUUUCCUCCGACGUAUGUGGUGUCGAGUGACAAUGACGCUACGCGGGACGAUUGCACGGUGCUAGCGGCGGUGCUGAAGGAUGCUGGCGUGCCUGUCAAGCAUGAGAACAUCAUGGGACUGGCGCAUUACUUUUGGAUCUUCAACCUGCCCAUGGCAAAUCGGGAUUUCUGGUCGAAAUUGGCGAAGGGGAUUUUGUGGACUUUGAUGCAGGGGCGCAGCGCAUAA